Molecule: messenger RNA, 1192 nt
Organism: Haemonchus placei
Lineage: Eukaryota; Metazoa; Nematoda; Chromadorea; Rhabditida; Trichostrongylidae
Source: the annotation of a GenBank genome assembly
UGAUAUCAAUGGUUGCGUUGGUGCUCGUGUGGAUGUGGGUUGUUCGGAUGAUUUUGCUCGAUCAAGGAGAGAAUCGCCAUCCUUCAAAGUGCGGGUUGAACUGCCCGUGAAAAGGGACCCUGUACUAAACUCAGUGAGUGGGCAGAAGUCGAAGGUGGUGGAUGUACUGCAGAAUGAAAUUAUCAACCAAGGCGCAUUCAACCUUGAAAAGGUACUUCCAAACGGUCGCCCCGAUUUGACGUCGUUCCAACUACUGGAUGAAUUCCAUUGCCAAUCCGGGCAAGUCACCGUCGAUGAUGUUUGUGUGCCAUGUGCUCCUGGUUCAUUCCAUUCCGUACUGUCAUCUCAGUGUGAAUUGUGUCCGGAAGGAGAAUAUCAGCCUCUUCCUGGUCGAACUGAUUGCUUCAAAUGUCCGCCUGGUCACGUAACCGCUGGUCCAGGAGCCAUCGCUGAGAAUGAGUGCAAAGCGGAUUGCGAGCCAGGCCACUUUUUCGACAUGUCAUCUUCGAAGUGCGAACCGUGUGGAUUUGGUUUCUUCCAACCGCAGGGAGGAUCGUUCGAGUGCACCGCCUGUGGUGUUGGCAAGACGACGAUGACCGAAACUGCAACAAGCGACGAAGAGUGCAGGGACGAGUGUCCAGACGGUGAACAAUUAUCGUCAUCGGGUUCCUGCCAGUCAUGUCCAUUCGGCUCGUACCGUACUCGGGGUGAACACAAACAGUGUGUACUGUGUCCCACUGGUACUACCACCGAAUCUGUUGGGGCAACUCGACGUGAACAAUGCAAUACACCGUUAUGUAAAGCCGGACAGUUUUUGGUGAAAGAAACAAAGCAUUGCCAAUACUGCCCACGAGGCACAUUCCAAGACGAAGAGCAACAUACCACUUGCAAAAUGUGCCCAACUGAUCACACCACAGCAGCUCAAGGUGCGACAGCGGAAUCACAGUGUUAUUCAACAAACCAAUGCGCUACUGGUGAGGAUAACUGCUCAUGGCAUGCUCAUUGUAUAGAUCUCCCAGACGACAACGAUGUGCCGUCCUUCCAAUGUAAAUGCAAGCCAGGAUACCGUGGUAAUGGUACCUAUUGUCAAGAUGCUUGCACGAAUUACUGCCUCAAUGACGGUGUUUGUAAGAAGAACCCUGUUGGUUACGUGGAAUGUGCAUGUAAGGAGAACUUCAGUGGUGAACGGUAA